GAAGCACGCAAGCAGUGAAGACGCGGCUGUUUACAAACAACCAUAACUGGGUCUCCUUUUAACACCGCUUCACUGGUGAAAGGAAGAGAACAACCAGGAUGGAAAUAGAGAUUUCUCAGCCGUAUUACGUUGGGGACAUUGGCUGCUGGGCGGAGAGAACGGAGGUGCAUAAGGCAGCGUCUCUCGGCCACUCCUCCCACUUGCAGCACCUCAUAGAGGGCGGAGCUUCGGUCAACAUGGUGGCGGUGGACUCCAUCACUCCGCUGCACGAGGCCUGCCUCCGGGGACAGGCCCGCUGUGUAAAGCUGCUGCUGGACGCUGGAGCCCAGGUGGAUGCCAGGAACGUGGAUGGAAGCACGCCGCUGUGUGACGCCUGUUCAGCUGGUAGUCUGGAGUGUGUGAAGCUGCUGCUGGAGCGUGGAGCCAUGGCCAACCCGGCCCUCACCUCCCGCACCGCCUCCCCACUUCAUGAGGCCUGCAUGGGAGGUAACUCAGACUGUGUGAAGCUGCUGAUUGCCAUGGGUGCUUGUCUGGAAGCGUACGAUCUUUACUACGGAACUCCGCUACAUGUGGCCUGUGUUAAUGCACACACAGAGUGUGUUAAAGUUCUGCUUAAUGCAGGUGCUAAAGUCAAUGCUGCUAGGCUACAUGAGACCCCUCUGCACCACGCAGCUAAACACAUGAGAGUUGAAAUGAUUGAGGUUCUUGUAGAGUUUGGAGCCAACAUCUACGCUAGAGAUCAGCACAACAGGAAACCGGUGGACUACACCACACCUGGCUCUCCUUCUGAGGCCUGUCUGCAGUUUUAUGAGACCAUCCCCAUGACUCUGCAGCAGCUCAGCAGGUUGGCAGUGAGGAGAAAGUUGGGAACAACAGCUCUGAACGUCAUAGCUCAACUUGACAUGCCAAAGCUAAUCAUCAGCUACCUCUGCUAUCAGUGACUGUUACACGUGCUGGGAGAGUGGGCUCCAGACUGAAAUCAAACUGUUGUCUGGAAAGCAAACACACACUGUUAAACAUGGUGCCAAGCAUCACAGCAAUGCCUGCUUCUGUCCAAUACUGCACUUUAUUAUUGUGUGAAUACUCAAAAGUGUAACUAACAAGGUUUAGUAUAGCUUGUUAGUUAAUGGUAGCAUUUUAGCUAAUGAUGGUCUACAUACUGAUGUUAGCAUAGAAGAGAGAGGUAGUUAAUGCUAACUAACAUGGUAUUGUUAGCUAACACUGUAAUCCAAUGUUGGUGUCUGAGAUGCUCUUAGCAUACCAUGCUAAGAGUAUAUAUACUAUGCUAGACAGCCAGUGGGCUAAAAUCGCCAUGUUAGCUCAUGUUAGCAUUUUUUUAUAAUGAAAAGAUGUAAGCUACUGUUUGCAUGGUGGAGUUCAUUCACGCUAAAGUUAGCAUUCUGCUUGACUUUAGCAUUAUAGCUAAUGCCUGCACGAGACGCUAUUAAAAUAGAAGCUAGUCCUGACUAUUUUUAACUAAAAUGCUACUAUUAGCAUGUUAAACUUGUAGCUCUACUGUUCUCGCACUUUGUACUUUCAAUAAUUUCUGCGUCUGUUCAGCUCCUUCAGUAUAUGAGCUCAUCAGUUUUAUUUUCUUUUUGGUUUCUCUGCCCAAAAAGUGAAAGUUUUGGGCAGAGAAUAUUGACAGUUGCUUAUUUAAAUGAAGUUAAGUAUAUAUUUGCAAUAUGUCUUAAUUCAUCUUUACUGUUUGUCACGUAAGACUUGUAAUAGUAACUAUUAUAAGAAGUUUCCAAGUUAGUUUGAGGACUAUUAUUUAAUAACACUUGCUGAUUGUUUAUAAUGGCACUGAAGUCAGCUCACUAUGAGGUAGCAAAAAAGUCCUUAAAAGGCCAAAUGUUUAUAAGUGUACACAGAAAGUUUUUUUUUUUUGCAUUUUAAAACUUUUUUAGGAAACUGAAUAGGAGCCUUUAAUUACAUUAAAUCUACUGCUUAAAUGAUAAAAUACUAUGUCCAUAUGUUUAUUCAUUUGUUUAUAAAAAAAUUUAUUAUGUAUUUAGAGUGGCAGUAAUUAUCUUGAACAAACUUAUUUCCCUUUAAGGAAAUGUUGGUACUGAAUUUCUAUAUAUAUACACUGCUCAAAAAAAU
Xiphophorus hellerii (green swordtail) is the source of this 2106-nucleotide messenger RNA. RefSeq names its product ankyrin repeat and SOCS box protein 13-like. The coding region runs from base 99 to 941 and encodes 280 amino acids. Gene Ontology annotation, molecular function: protein binding. NCBI's taxonomy places the organism in Eukaryota, Metazoa, Chordata, Actinopteri, Cyprinodontiformes, Poeciliidae. The record is from RefSeq and is a predicted model, not a curated record. The transcript has 6 exons. Gene Ontology annotation, biological process: protein ubiquitination; positive regulation of protein catabolic process.